AUGUCUGAGGAGGGAACAACCAAGAAGGCCGAGUCCACGGUCGUGGCUGAUUCGAAGAUGGAACAAAAAUUGCCAAAGCUCAGUGCGCAGGAUUUCCGGGUGUACAAUCGUAUGGCUGAGCAUAUGGACAUGUUUCACAACUCAUUUCGACAGACUUGGGAUAUGCUCCAUCGAGCGUGCAGCAGCGGCCGAAGACCUUCUGGAAUGUCCAUUCGUCAGUUUUUGGCCGCUGGGGAUCAAUUCGCACACCACCUUACCGUACAUCAUGGUAUUGAGGAACAACAUAUAUUCCCAAUUCUCGCGAAGAAGAUGCCGUGUUUUCUACCAGAUCAGGAGCUUUUGACACAGCACAAGGGCAUUCAUGAAGGCUUGGACAGGUUUGAGGCAUAUUUGAGGGACUGCAAGACUGGAGAGCGAGAGUUGAGGAUGGAAGAGAUGAAAGAAAUCAUGGACAGCUUUGGCACAGUGUUGUGGCAACACCUGGAUGAUGAGGUGAAAGCGCUGGGAGCGAAUAACAUGCGGUUGUACUGGACCAAGGGAGAGAUGGCAAGUCUCCCGAUAUGA
Molecule: messenger RNA, 564 nt
Organism: Ramularia collo-cygni
Lineage: Eukaryota; Fungi; Ascomycota; Dothideomycetes; Mycosphaerellales; Mycosphaerellaceae
Exons: 3
Coding region: 1-564 (187 amino acids)
Source: RefSeq, a predicted model, not a curated record